GCUGAUACUAAUAAGACACAUAGCUACAUAGUUUAUCCAAGGUACGGCAGUCUUCCCAGACUGCAUGACACACAACUACGGCCGCGGCCAGUAGGCUAUGCUCUGGAGCCUGAGUGACGGAGUGACGAUAAUUGUCGUUGUCAGCGUCAGCAUGGUGGGGGGAGACCUACCCUGAAGCCUGAGGUAUGGCUGAGUGCAAUAUUUGCCGCCCAAACGUUUGAAGCGACGAUCACAUCCUAUCACUGCGAUCUUCUUCCCUUCAAACAGCUUCCUUCAUUCACAAGGUGCACAAUGGAUGUGGAUGGAGUAGGAGGUUUCAGGAUUCACGAGCCGCAACCCCAGUCGUACUCACCCGAUCAUUCUCACAUUGCACAUAGUUGGGCUGCAAAUGGCCAGAUUACACCUGGAACUAUCACCUACACGACGAGCACUAAUGCAGACGGUCAGGUUACAAAGCAUCCUUUCAGGGCGGUGCCUGUAAGCUAUCAGACCUCCCAAGGAAUUGUACAUGGUCUCCAAUGGGUCCCUACCGAUGCUACACAGAUCUUACUAACAGGCACUCAGCUCCCCAAUACAGGACUUGCGGCAGGAUCCUUUGGUCUCGAUCUUUCGGGUAGGGAAGAUGAUGUGGUAUCUAAGAAGUGCAUCCCUGUCUUCCGUCCGAGGGCGCUCUCCUUAUAGUGCUCGCGCGCCCUCUCCAAUGUCACACUCGCGCUCUGCUUCCCACGUGCCGUCCCCAUACCAAAGUCGUCAGCAGUCGAGAUCACCCUAUCCUUUCCACCGCACUCCUUCACCUGAUGUUCGCACUCACCCACGUGCGCCAUACCAGAGUCGUCAGCAGUCGAGAUCACCCUAUUCUCUCCACCGCACUCCUUCACUUCAUAUUACUCCUCCGCAAAUUGUAUACCCGCAUGGGCAUGCCUUGGAGGAUCAGCCUAUUUUGGAUCUCCAGUUGCAAGUACCCUCCCCAUUUCCAAAUGCACCCACCGGGCCAGAGUUUUAUUCAACUUCACAUAUGCCCAUCAUUACUUUUCACAGAGAAUCAAUGUCGGACUCUUCUCCCCAUCCGUUCGCCCGUCCACCGGAUGCCACUCAAGCUUACACUCCGUUCAGUAUGAUAAAGAUUCAAGGCUUGGAUCAAUUUUUCAACCAGAUUCCAAGCAUGCCAUCGGUGCU
Messenger RNA from Suillus discolor, 1176 nucleotides. RefSeq lists its product as uncharacterized. Bases 292 to 681 code for a protein of 129 amino acids. The transcript has 6 exons. The record is from RefSeq and is a predicted model, not a curated record. NCBI's taxonomy places the organism in Eukaryota, Fungi, Basidiomycota, Agaricomycetes, Boletales, Suillaceae.